AUGGGAAAGCAAGGACCUUGCUAUCACUGUGGUGUUACAAGCACUCCUCUGUGGCGAAAUGGGCCACCUGAGAAGCCAAUACUGUGUAAUGCGUGUGGAUCACGAUGGAGAACAAAAGGAACACUUGCGAACUAUACUCCACUACAUUCUAGGGCAGAACCUGAUGAAUUUGAGGAUUACCGAGUUUCAAGAGUGAAGAGCAUGUCUAUUAAGAACAAAGAGGCAAAGGUGCUAAAAAGAAAGCAGAAUCAUGAAAAUGCUAUAGUUGGAAGGGUUGCACGUGAUUCUAACCAGAGUCUUUGGAAGGCUCUAGAUGAAGAUACAAGUAAUAGAUCAAGUUCUGGGUCCGCCAUAUCUAACUCUGAGAGCUGUGUGCAGUUUUGUGGUGCAGACGCAAGUGAUUUGACAGGCCCAGCCCAAUCCAAUGUAUGGGAAACAAUGGUACCAUCGAAGAAGAGGACCUGUGUCAGUCGUCCAAAGCCAUCUCCAGUCGAGAAGCUUACUAAAGAUUUAUGUACCAUCUUACAUGAACAGUCAUCCUACUUCUCUGGAUCUUCUGAGGAGGAUUUGCUUUUUGAGAGUGAUAAACCAAUGGUAUCUGUUGAGUUUGGACAUGGAAGUGUUCUUAUUCGGCAUCCAAGCUCAAUAGUUCGAGAAGAAGAAUCCGAAGCUAGCUCUCUUUCUGUUGAUAAUAAGCCACACCCCGUCAAUGAGGCAUACUCCCGGAUGACUACCCUUCCUGCACAUAUUGAUAACAAGGGUGUCAACUUUCCAGGUCCAUGGAUUGAUAAAGUCAAGAAGGCUUCUGGACAGGGAAUGGAACAAGAACAAAUUAAAAGGGAUGAGGCUCAGCGUGAAAAACUACAGAUUCUGGGAAGUCAGAAUUCGCCACUACAUUAUGCAGAUUUAAAAGAUGCUCUUAACUUCGACGAGUUUGUUGGUCAUUUGACAGAUGAUGAACAACAACAACUGCUGAAGUACCUACCAUGUAUUGAUACAGGCAGAUAUCCUGACAGCCUUAAAAGCAUGUUUGAUAGCCCUCAGUUCAAGGAGAACAUAUCCUCCUUCCAGAAACUUCUUGCGGAAGGUGUUUUUGAUCUCUCUUUAUUGAGCACAGAAGCUGAGGACUGUAAAACUUUGAAGAGGCUUGCUUUAUGCAAUUUGACAAAAUCCAAAUGGGUUGAACAAUAUAAUCUACUCAAGGAUUUAAGACCUAGAAAUAGUACUGGUGAUUCUGUAGUCACUGGAGGACUUGGUGCCAUUGCAUCUGGUCAUUCAGUAAAUGCAAAGAAAUCUCGAGAUGGCCAAUAUCAAAAAUUUCCAGGAGCAAAAAUGACAAUGAAGAGUCCCAAGAGGGUGAUUAUGAAGGGAAGCUAUGAACACAAGGAACUUUUUGACAACGAUGGCUCUUGCUUCAGUCCGAAAAGCCUAUUCACAUUGCCUCCUGAUAAUAGCUCCCUCCUGCUGGACUCAUUCCAGUUUGCAGAUGAGAGCUCUGAUCAGGAUCUGCUGCUGGAUGUGCCAUCCAACAACUCCUUCCCACAAGCAGAACUUCUAGUCCCAACUCCUCCAAGUUUUGGCACCCAAGCAAGCAUAAGUAGUAGCUUAGUAUACCCAAAUCUUGGCCAUCCCUGACAAAGCAUGUCGAGAUACUAGUUCAAUCACUAGGGCUAUUUAGGUACCACCUCUGCCAAUACCCAUGGUGCGCUGGGCAUCUUGCAUGCCAAACAUAACGAAUCCUGCAAAUGAGGUUUGGUGUUUGCAUUCUCUUUUUCUUUUCUUGACCUAUGUUAAAUUUGCAAUGUCAGGGGAUGAAUGACUCGGGUUUUUUUGUAUAGGUUGACAAAAAGAUUGUAAUAUAUAGUUCAAUAUUACAUGCAGAAGAGGUGAUCUGUGGAGUUUUUGUAAGCAGCUUACAUUUUGGCUCAGUAACUUUGAGACAACCCGUCUGCUAGCUGACUUUUGUUGUCAUAUAUUUUACCUUUUUGGUCUCUUCUAAGCAUUGGAGAAAACCAUGUGAGAAAAAACCAGGAAAAUUUAGUGGGAUGCAUGUGAAGGAAGUUGAAGUUUGUG
This is a messenger RNA of Ilex paraguariensis (yerba mate), 2073 nucleotides long. The record is from the annotation of a GenBank genome assembly. Lineage: Eukaryota; Viridiplantae; Streptophyta; Magnoliopsida; Aquifoliales; Aquifoliaceae.